UCCCGCCUGCGCACAAUUCGCGGUCUCGCGUUCACUGCCUCGCGCGUGCAGUGCGAGCUCGAUCUCGCGACCCUCAAAUCGCUGCCGGAGAAGCGCGUUUUAGCUCUUUCAGCACAUUGUUUUCUCUGCGUGAGUUUGGUUCGUGCUGUGGAAUAUGGAUUCGCGGAAAGUGACGGAGUUAAAGGCCUUUGUGCAGAUGUGCAAAGACAAUCCAUCUGUGCUGCAUCUGCCAGAGAUGGGCUUCUUUAAGAGCUGGCUGCAGGGAAUGGGAGCAAACAUACCAUUACCAACAAAGAAUGACAGCUCAUCAUGCAAGGGAAGCUGUCCAUGUGAUGGAGCCCCCAAAGCAGCGGCAGAACCCGAACCUGCCCCGCCAUCUGAGAGUGAAGAGAGCGAAUUAGAAAUUGAUAAUGAAGGAGUGAUUGAGCCUGACACAGAUGAUCCUCAGGAGAUGGGAGAUUACGAAAGCCUGGAGGUCACAGAUGAGAUGAUGGACCAGGCCAAUGAGAAGAAGAUGGAGGCUAUUGGAGUGUUGGGAGACGGUGACCUACAGAAAGCUCUAGAUCUCUUCACAGAGGCCAUCAAACUCAACCCGAAACUGGCCAUUUUGUAUGCCAAAAGAGCCAGCGUAUUUGUGAAAAUGCAGAAACCCAACGCUGCCAUCAGAGACUGUGACCGAGCCAUCAGCAUCAACCCAGACUCAGCCCAGCCUUAUAAGUGGAGGGGGAAGGCACACAGGUUGCUUGGCCACUGGGAGGAGUCCGCUCGAGAUUUAGUGAUGGCCUGUAAGCUGGACUAUGAUGAUGAGGCCAGUGCCAUGCUAAAAGAAGUCCAACCAAAGGCCAACAAAAUCAUUGAGCACCGGCGCAAAUAUGAGCGCAAGCGUGAAGAACGAGAGAUCAGAGCACGGCAAGAACGAGUGAAGAAAGUGAGGGAGGAGCACGAGAGAGCACAGAGGGAAGAGGAAGCCAGACAACAGACCGGAGGGGCACAAGGAGGAUUCCCAGGAUUCCCAGGAGGUGCUGGUUUCCCAGGUGGAGCUCCUCCGUUUGGAAUGGCUGGACUUAAUGAGCUAUUUAAUGAUCCAGAGGUUCUCAUGGCCAUGCAGGUAAAGUUAACCACGUAA
This is a messenger RNA of Sinocyclocheilus rhinocerous, 1126 nucleotides long. RefSeq names its product hsc70-interacting protein-like. NCBI's taxonomy places the organism in Eukaryota, Metazoa, Chordata, Actinopteri, Cypriniformes, Cyprinidae. Bases 155 to 1126 code for a protein of 323 amino acids. Gene Ontology annotation, molecular function: Hsp70 protein binding; protein dimerization activity. The transcript is spliced from 12 exons. The record is from RefSeq and is a predicted model, not a curated record.